Periconia digitata is the source of this 4762-nucleotide messenger RNA. NCBI's taxonomy places the organism in Eukaryota, Fungi, Ascomycota, Dothideomycetes, Pleosporales, Periconiaceae. The record is from the annotation of a GenBank genome assembly.
GCUAUGUUUGUAUGCUUGGGUUAUCUUUGACGCUUCUGCCACCAUCGCUGAGCAGCAGCCAUGUCUUCCAAUAGUACAUACAUGCAUAUGAAACAUAGAUAAUAUCCAUCUCCAUCGGUACAAGUGCAUGGGAACGUGCGCGUGUACAUGUGUUGGAGCAAUUAAUUUACACACUUACAUAGUCGCAGCCGUCGGCCUGGAGCGAAUCAGGGGGCCACGUAUACAAUUUAAGGUUGGCCGUGUGCCGCAAGCCCUCUCUAUUGCACCGCGGUUCGAGGUAGACUAGCAACUAACCGUUGCCAAAGCAUGGUGGUGGUUGAGACGCUGGUGAUGGACGUUGUCAUAUCAAUCCCCCCCCUCGAAUUUUUUUCUUUUCUUUUUCCGUUAGUGGGAUAUUAUCGAUUUUCUGCGUAGUCGCUGCACCAUAUCGAUACCGCCUCGAUGCUAAUGCAGCCGUUCGGAUCAAUGAUGCUCCACACAGCGCGAGUAUAUGAAACCGCACCCUACACGUGCCCAUGGCCCCAUCCCAGGUUUCGGCACGUUGCUGCGGAUGCGUGUAUGUAUGAAUCAAUGUACAUAGAUAGCAUGUAUCUAUGUAUGUAUGUAUGGAUAUGUACGCUCGGACAAGUCUCCUCUCUCGCUGAUAUGGCUGGUGUUCGUGCCUUUGCCAUUAGGCGCUCUCGCUCUUGUUCGGGCAGGCAGCCAUUCCCACGCAGACCUCAUUGGCCGUGCGUCGGUCGAGCUAGCGAGGAAGAGGCUAAAUCCCCCAGUGCAAGACAACUGCACAGCUUUCGUAUCGGAUGAUUGCUGCAAUACUGCGCGGCCGGACUUCCCAUCUGCUCCGUCAAACAAUGGCUGGCGCUUGCAUUGCCCGCCGUGGGCAAACACGCCAGCCAGCCAGCCAGCCAGCCAUUCAUCCCAUCUGCCCAUCCACCCCAUCCAGUGGGACCCGCUGCACUCCUUUGAACCACUGCUCACUGCUCACUUCUCCCUCGCACUGUACCCCCCCUAGCCAUUCCGUGUAUUGACGCGACUCUGUAUUCUGCCAAGCCUUUCCGCCUUCGAACCUUCCGAGAUACAAGCCAUUCACUCUCUUCCCAAAACAAAUAUUGGCUUAGGCGCGGUGUUCGUCUGGGGCGGAUCAAACUCACAUCAAGUGAAUGAUUCCAAUUGUCUCUCCCCAUUGUGUAUUCUCAAAGUUCGUAUAUAAAUCGUUAGCCAAUGAACGCUUGCGCAUUGCCUCGUCUCGUUCCCGUCCAGGUCGGGGCGGAUGUGCCUGCCCCGUUUUCUAGCCGAAGAAAGCGGUUCUCCAUCUUCGAUUGAUUCACUCCACGAUGCCAACGUACAUCGUCUUCUCACAGCACCCAUAACUUCAUCCUCGACUGACUGCGCGCCAUUCACCCGCUGCACAGUACAUUGCUGCGGCUCAACCACCUUGCAAUCCAGACCUCUCAACCCUUCCCGCUCCCGACCUAUUUCAGCCUUCGAUCGCACCUUCUCUUCGGAAGCCUGGCUACUCUAUGUCGAAGCCGAACCCUACGCACCACUUCCCCAGCCGCGACCUCUUUACACACCAGUCUUCUCUUCUCAACCGCGCGCGCCUGCGCAGGCUGUCUCCUGAUCAAUAGCACCAUUGGGUUGUCGCGUUUGAUGAAGAGUUGGGUCCAUUGCUGUCCGUCCCCGUACACGCGAGCACAUCCCGCACCUCGCGGCCUCGAGCUUCCUCUCCACGACUUGCCCUCGACUUCGAAUCACCAAGGCUUCUGCUUGUCUAGCUGUGCACUGCCUUGAAUGCACUUGUUGGCGCGGGCCAUGAUUUUCACUGCGGUAUAGGAGCAAUCGGAUCAUCGCUUAGCGUCCCAGACCUUCACGCCUCCUCACCACAGUCAGGGAUUUCCCUCACCACAACCCCCACCUCCCUCCCCUUGCAGUGCGCACGCUGCCACGAACCAUGUCGGAAAUAAACCUCGCAGAACCUGUUGCGCCAGAGCCUGAACUGCGUGGCAUGAAGCUCGAAGAAGGUGUGUCCUUGGAGGACGACGAGGUGGAAAGCGAACAAGGUAAUAAAACACAAAUCAAGGUGGAGGCACAGCCAGGCCGCACAUCUACCCCCAUCCAACUCCCACCACGCUUGAAAUCUACUUCCAGUUCACAGUCACCCGUUAAGCGACACCCAUCAGACGUCUCUGGAUCAGACUCAGACGCGCAGGAAGAGGUGCUUGGCGGCGAAAUCACGCUGAAGAUGGAGCCCGGCAAAGCGCCCAAACUUUCACGCAAAGCCUCCCAGAAAGUCGUCGCACGGGCUCCACCACUCUAUCUGGACCUUCCCGAUUCCACUGAUGCUGCCAAAGAGACCUUUACCGUCUUGACAGAAUGCACCUACGCCAACAAAUCUCUGGGCACGACAGAACAUGCGUUCGAGUGCGACUGCUCUGACGAGUGGGAUCCCACUGAAGGUAAAAACCAUGCCUGCGGAGAAGAUUCGGAUUGUAUCAACCGCGCCACCAAGAUGGAGUGCGUGGGUGAUUGUGGCUGCGGUCGCGACUGUCAGAACCAGCGAUUCAUGCGCAAGGAAUAUGCGGAUGUGUCUGUCAUCAAAACCGACAAGAAAGGUUUUGGCCUCCGCACCAACACCGACCUCAAGCCCGGAGAUUUUAUUUUCGAGUACAUCGGUGAAGUCAUCGAAGAGCGCGCCUUCCGCCGCCGCAUGGUCCAGUAUGAUCAAGAGGGCAUCAAGCACUUUUACUUCAUGUCACUGACCAAAGGAGAAUUCGUGGACGCGACCAAGAAGGGUAACCUGGGUCGCUUCUGCAACCAUUCCUGCAAUCCAAACUGCUUCGUUGACAAAUGGGUGGUUGGAGACAAACUCCGCAUGGGGAUUUUUGCCGAGCGGAUAGUCAAAGCGGGAGAAGAGUUGGUGUUCAACUACAACGUCGAUCGGUACGGUGCUGACCCUCAGCCGUGUUACUGUGGCGAGCCCAAUUGCUCCGGCUUCAUUGGCGGGAAAACCCAGACGGACAAUGCCACGAAACUAUCGCACGCUACUAUUGAGGCGCUAGGUAUCGACGAUGGUGAUGGUUGGGAUACUGCUGUUACGAAAAAGCCGCGCAAGAAGAAGGUCAGCGAAGAUGAUGAAGAAUACGUCAACGAUCUCCAACCAAAGUCACUCGAUGAAAAUGCCGCCCCCAAGGUCAUGGCCGCUCUACGGCAAUGCACGGAGAAAUGGAUUGCUGUCAAGUUGUUGCACCGCAUACAGGAUAGCCAGGACGAGAAAGUUGGUCACCAAGUGAUCCGCAUGCACGGUUACGAUAUCCUUCGGAAGACCAUUUCCACUUGGAAAGAUGAUCCUAAUGUCGUUCUCCAAGUCCUCGACAUUCUCCACAGUCUGCCGCGAAUUACCCGUAACAAGAUCCAAGACUCCAAAAUCGAGGAGGUUGUGCAACAACUCAAACAGGAUUGCGAGGAUAGGCGCGUAACUGAAUCUGUCGACGAGUUGUUGGAGGCGUGGAGUAAGCUGGAGAUGGGCUAUCGGAUACCCCGGAUGAAGAGAGAUCCGAAUGCUGCGACUCCCCUACGUACAAUCUAUCAAUUCGAGCGUCGUGAGCGAGGUAGAGAGCGGUCGAAAUCGCGAUCCAAAUCUCCUGAUACGGGCGCCCCAACUGGUGCACCUUCAGGCCCCCGUGGGUUCAACAAUGUUCCCAAAGGCCCCGCUGGAUUUGUACCAACACCCCGUCCCCCGCCUCGCCCGAGACAGAUUUUCCGACCCCUUCCCACUGGCUGGUAUGAAGCCAAGGACGCUAACGGCAAGCAAUACUACUACAACGAUUCGGGUGCAACAACAUGGCAACGACCAACUAAUCAGACACCACCACCUACUUCAUCCAAAGCAAAGUCACACCAACAAGUAUUGCAGGACAUGAUUUCCAGCAUUACCGCCAAUUCAAGCCGCAGUAAUCCCGCAUCGGCCUCUACCACGCCACAGGCGGCAGCUGAAGAACCGAAAGACCACAAGUCAAAGAGCGAGAAAUGGCGUGAUUUACCCCAGGAAAAGCUCGAGAAGCUGUACGAAGGCAAUAUUGUCAAGCAUGUUCUCUCCGUCACUUCCCGCUACCGCAAAGAUUUCGAAAAGGACGACAUCAAGAGGUUAUCCAAAGAGGUUGCCAAAAAGAUAGUCCGAGGAGAUUUCAAAUCUGGUCGCGUGAAGGACCCUAAUGCUCCCCUGGAUUCGAAACAUGAAAAGACGGUCAAAGGCAUCGUGAAGGACUUCAUGGACAAGGCUGUCAAGAAGAAAAUCGAGCGUGAAAAGGGCAAAGCGACACGGGCCGAGAUCAAGGCCGAGAAUGGGGCAGACAAGAAGGGAGUGAGCGGACUCCGAUCGGACAUGGAAGGUGUCAAGGAGGGAGAAGACGAAUUGAUGAUGCAGAUGAGUGAGGACGGAGACGGUAAAUCCGACAAUGUGUCCCCAACCGAGUCAUCGUCGGGCGACUUGAAGCGCAAGAGGGAAGAGGGUGAAGACAUUGGCUCCCCCAAAAAGAGCAGGACUGGAGCGUUCGAAGGCCCCCCUCCGCCACCGCCACCGCCGCCGCGAACCGAAAGUAUGACUCCCGAGGGCGUUGCAAGUGAUGGUGGGAUGACGAGUGGAAUGGCUGCGAAUGGUCUUGCCAAACAAAGGGAAGGCCAGAGUGCAGAUGCAGGGUAUCUUGCCACUCCUCCGACCAACGGAUCGGCUUCUGAGGAUGUGAUCGUGAACGACAAGGCUUGA